Dovyalis caffra is the source of this 303-nucleotide messenger RNA. NCBI's taxonomy places the organism in Eukaryota, Viridiplantae, Streptophyta, Magnoliopsida, Malpighiales, Salicaceae. The record is from the annotation of a GenBank genome assembly.
AUGGCUAUUUUCUCUCCAACAGUGACAUACCUGAAGCCACAACCAUUUCCAACUUUCAACACCGAAAAUUCCUCCUCUCUCCCUUCGUCCGUCCAUCCUCCCCUACGUCUAUUACCUCCUCCUUCGCCGCUCUGCACGACUUCCAGCACACGGGUCCGCCCUUGCCACGCCGCGUUAUCUCCCCCACCGCCACCUCAGUCCGACCCUCCUCCCGAAAAAGACCCACAAGAGAUCAACAAUUAUGAAUGGACUUUUGGUGUGGGGCGGCGGCUGCUUGGGUUUUUGGGUAGAGCUGGUUCAUGA